Microbotryum saponariae is the source of this 303-nucleotide messenger RNA. NCBI's taxonomy places the organism in Eukaryota, Fungi, Basidiomycota, Microbotryomycetes, Microbotryales, Microbotryaceae. The record is from the annotation of a GenBank genome assembly.
AUGAGCAGUGGGGCGAACCCUCCCAACUCGUCGUCGUCCUCAUCGGGAACGAACGUGUUUGGCUCGUUGCCCAAGGCCGGUUUCCUGCGCCGCGGAUCGAACAAGCUCGCUCUCAAAACUCCGACGCCCUCGCUUCAUCAGGCCGAGAGCGAGCAGGCGGGACCGUUAGCGAAUGGUUCGUAUCGCUUCGAGUCGAGCAAGCAUCCGACCCUGACCUUGACCAACGAGAAUGAGGAUUCCCUUUACGGGAUCAACCCCGUCAGUCCACCGUGGACGCUCCUCGGCGACGAUGACGUGCAGUGA